Medicago truncatula (barrel medic) is the source of this 2160-nucleotide messenger RNA. Its product is annotated as cyclin-D1-1. NCBI's taxonomy places the organism in Eukaryota, Viridiplantae, Streptophyta, Magnoliopsida, Fabales, Fabaceae. The record is from RefSeq and is a predicted model, not a curated record. The transcript is spliced from 6 exons. The coding region runs from base 129 to 1196 and encodes 355 amino acids.
AAAAUGGAAACUUCAAGAGACCGCGCAUAUUUAUAGUGAAACCAACUGCAGAGCCUUCCAACCUACAAAAUUUCUCUCUCUCACUCUCUUCUCUCUCUCUCUCUCUGGUGACUCAACAUGACAAAGCAAUGAUUGAAGAGCAAUUGCCGGCAAUUCUCAUGCCACUGUCCAGCACCUCCGACUGCGAGCUCCUCUGCGGGGAGGACUCGUCGGAGGUCCUCACCGGAGAUUUACCGGAAUGCUCCUCCGACCUGGAUUCAUCAUCAUCAUCGCAGUUGCCGUCGUCGUCAUUAUUUGCCGAGGAAGAGGAGGAGUCGAUUGCUGUUUUCAUCGAGCACGAGUUCAAGUUUGUUCCUGGUUUCGACUACGUCUCAAGAUUCCAAUCUCGCUCUCUCGAAUCCAGCACCAGAGAAGAAGCCAUUGCAUGGAUUCUCAAGGUACAUGAGUAUUAUGGAUUUCAGCCGUUAACGGCGUACCUCUCCGUUAACUAUAUGGAUCGGUUUUUGGAUUCUCGACCUUUACCGGAAUCAAAUGGAUGGCCACUGCAACUUUUAUCUGUUGCAUGUUUGUCUUUAGCAGCAAAGAUGGAGGAACCACUGGUUCCUUCUCUCUUAGACUUUCAGAUUGAAGGUGCCAAAUACAUAUUUCAACCAAGGACGAUUCUUAGAAUGGAGCUGCUUGUUCUGACUAUUUUGGAUUGGAGGCUGAGAUCAAUCACCCCACUUAGUUUCCUCAGUUUCUUUGCGUGCAAGCUAGAUUCAACUGGAACUUUCACCCACUUCAUAAUUUCACGUGCUACAGAAAUCAUCUUAUCUAAUAUCCAAGAUGCUAGCUUUCUUACUUACAGGCCAUCAUGCAUUGCUGCAGCUGCCAUACUCUCUGCAGCUAAUGAAAUUCCUAAUUGGUCUUUUGUUAAUCCUGAGCAUGCUGAAUCAUGGUGUGAAGGACUAAGCAAAGAAAAAAUUAUAGGGUGCUAUGAAUUGAUUCAAGAAAUUGUAAGUAGCAAUAACCAAAGAAAUGCCCCUAAAGUGUUGCCACAGUUGCGAGUUACAGCUCGGACCAGAAGGUGGUCCACUGUCUCGUCGUCGUCAUCAUCUCCAUCUUCCUCCUCUUCACCCUCUUUCUCGUUGUCUUAUAAAAAGAGGAAAUUAAAUAGCUGUUUCUGGGUAGAUGUUGACAAAGGAAACUCAGAGUGAAGAGAAAAGAAACAAACAAGAAUAAUAAUAAUAAAGGAACAAGAGGAAAUAAGGUGGGCCAGGUUGUCUAGAAACCUCAACAUUUUUAAGAGGGUUUUUGCAAUGAAAAUUUGACUAUAUGUUGUAUGUAUGUAUGAGAGUUUGAUGGUUUUGGCGAGUACUAGUAGUAGUACUCCUUUUUAAUUGUUAUUUUUCAUUUUUAUCUUUUUGGUGUAACUGUAUCCCCUAGAGGAAGGGGAUCUUGGAACACACAUUUAUUGAUGUAUAGGUGAGAGAGAGAAGCAUUUGAUGUGGUAGUAAUUGUUGGGGAUAUGAAUUCAAAGGUUGCAUUGAUCAUAGGUGAAAGAUGGUGGGGGCAAUGGUCUAGAAACAGUGAAGAAAAAACAGAGAGCAGGUAUCAAAAUCAAGACCUUUGGGGAUGAAAACUCUGAAGUUAUGAGCUGUUUUUGACUUGUCAUGGGAAAGACAUUUAUGAGUGAAGUUUCUUUUCUUGGCGCCAAGCAAUAACAUCACACACUUUCCUUUGAAGGGAUACCCUCAAUAAUAAGCAACAUAAAUGAGUUAAAGUUGGCCAUAUUUCAUGGACUUUUCUGAUGGUACGUGUGAAGAUGGCUUUGGCACGUACCAAUCAUGUGUGUUUGUGUGAUUUUUUGUUUGUUUUUGGGAGCUGUUUAUUUUCUGAUCCUUUUUUUGGCCAUGAGGUUUGGCCUAACUAUACAGGACUUCAAUGUUUGGUGUCCAACGCGUGUGAUGGGAAACACGUGUAUAUAGUUUUUUUUUAUACUAUACUUUUACAUUUUUUUAUUGGUUUUUGAAAAAAGAGUUGAACUCUCUUUUCAUAGUGGCCUAAUUGGCUUUGAAAAUGGAGGUGAAAAGGUCUUUGGGGCCUUCUCCUCUGUGCUGUGUAUUGAUUUGAAUUCAAUAAUAAUAUCAUUAUGGAAUUCAAUGCAUUUAUGAUUUUUCA